Messenger RNA from Lutra lutra (Eurasian river otter), 983 nucleotides. It is a transcript of the gene CDC26, whose product is annotated as cell division cycle 26. The record is from RefSeq and is a predicted model, not a curated record. Gene Ontology annotation, biological process: regulation of mitotic cell cycle; protein K11-linked ubiquitination; anaphase-promoting complex-dependent catabolic process. Bases 388 to 711 code for a protein of 107 amino acids. Lineage: Eukaryota; Metazoa; Chordata; Mammalia; Carnivora; Mustelidae. Gene Ontology annotation, cellular component: anaphase-promoting complex. The transcript is spliced from 4 exons.
CGUCGCCCCCGGCUUUCCGAGAGGCUUCCGUCCUCUUGGAGCGGAGGGCCAUGAGGCCAUGGAAACCCUCGCUCUGGACCCGGGAGUGCCACUCUGGAGCUGCGGAGGGAGUGCUGUUCUCCUCCGCUGUCGGGAAGUUUUACUAGGGCCUUCCUCUGAGCUGGGUGAAUUUUUGGUGGAUUUGGGCAGUGGCGGCAGAUUAAGCUCGAAGAGCCCUCUAGCGCCGAAAUAAAAUAAAGAUCCGGGGAGGAGCCACGGCCUGCUGUUGUCUGUCUUCAGCCUGGUCUUUGUAUCUGACUCAGAGGGCGAGGAUGCCUGUGAGGGCGUCAGGCUGUGACUAUGCCUUUUAACUCUGGAGCAGGAGCACAAGAAGUGUUUGUUUAAUGAAUGACCUUUCCAUUUAGGACCUGUUUAGACCCUGAGGAUAACUCUGUGAAUUGUGUUGAUCUCAGUAUGCUGCGGCGAAAACCAACCCGCCUGGAGCUGAAGCUUGAUGACAUUGAGGAGUUUGAGAGCAUUCGAAAGGACCUGGAGACCCGUAAGAAACAAAAGGAAGAAGUGGACGUCGUAGGAAUCAGUGAUGGAGAAGGCGCCAUUGGGCUCAGCAGUGACCCCAAGAGCAGGGAACAAAUGAUUAAUGAUCGAAUUGGUUAUAAACCCCAACCCAAACCCAACAAUCGUUCAUCACAAUUUGGAAGUUUCGAAUUUUAGAGGCGGAUUAUCUUGCAUGCCAGAGCCCUGGAAUGGAGUAGAAUGAUGGCAGAAGUACAAACAAGAUUUAGAGAACUGAGUGCUUGCAGUCAAGUAGAAUAUUUUACCUCCUGCAGAGAAAUACUUCUGCAUGAGAUUACUGAUGCUUAACUUUUGCUCGAAGUGGAAAUUGAAACUCUAGUUUGUCUCCGGAAAAUCUGACUCUAUAAAACUUGUCUCAUUUUUGUUUUUUAAAAUAAAUAUAUUUUUGGAAAAGUGUGCGACGCCCUUAA